UACAAAAAAGAAUAUAUAGGAAGAAAAAAAAAUCAUCUAUUCAAAGUGAAAAUAUUAAAAUUUAAAACAAAAAACAAUAAGAAAAUAAAAUCAAAUAAAUAAAAGAUAACAAGGAUACAAGGAUAACAAGCACACAAAUAUAAACAAAUAACAAACAAAAAAAUAUUAAAAUUAUUAAAAAUAAAUAGAAAAUAUAAUAUUGAAAUAUAUUAAUAAUAAUAAGUUUUUAAUAAUAGUUAUAAAAAAAAAUAAUAAAGUAGGAAAUAAAUAAUAUAGAAAACAAAAAUCAUAACAAAUAAUAGCAAAAAAACAAAAAAAAUUUAGGAAAUAAAAAUUUUUAAAUGAAUUAUUAUAAAAUAAUUUCAAAAACCUGAUGAUGGAUCGUGCAAUUUUAUUUAUUGGAUUAAUUGCAAUUGCAUUUUGUGGUUCUGUUAGCGGUGGUAUUGAUAAAACAAUAAAACAACAAAAAGGACGAACUGUUGUUUUAGAAUGUCCAAUCGAUGGUGAAGCAUGCGGUGAUUUACAUUCAUUGAAUUGGUUCAAGGGUGAUACAAGAAUUGCUGUUAUAUUAGGUGGUGUUAAUGUAUCCAGUGUUAUACCAGAGUAUAGUGAAAGAGUAAAACUUGAAGAAUCACCAUAUCGCCUUACAUUGAAUGAUCUUCGUAUUAGUGAUGAGGAUGUUUAUAUAUGUGAUACAACAUUUUAUAUACCACAAGAAUCUUGUGAUGCGACAAGAGGAUAUCGCACUGAAGUCAUUGUUUUAGAACAUCCGCCCCCAGUACCACCAUCAGAUAUAUUAGUGUUAGAUGAAAAAAAUGAUAAAAUAACAAAUGGAUCAAUAAUUGGUCCUGUAGAGGAAGGCAAAACAUUAACAGCAAUAUGUAAAGUAGAGAAAACAAGACCGCAACCAUCAAUGGCAUGGUAUAGAGGCAAUAAAAGGCUUACAACACAUUCACCAAGUUACGAUGAAGAUGAAGAUGGUCUAUUUACAGCCACUUUAGAAUUAUCACUUGUUUUGUCCCGUCAGGAUUUAGAUAAUGAUAUUGAAUGUCGUGUUGAGUCAGCUGCUCUCGAUGAUAUUUAUAAAAGUUUAAUAAAAUUGGACUUACAAGUUCGUCCAACUGGUAUUCAAUUAGAAGGAGUAGGACAUCAUACAACACAAGGUACCUUAACAACAUUAAGCUGUAAGGUUGCAGGAGCUCGUCCAUCAGCAAAUAUAUCAUGGACGAAUGGAACUGAAAUUAUCGAUCCAAAUGAAAAUGGUGAUGGUGUCGAUAUUAGAUUAUAUCAUCAAUUACAAAAAGAUGGAACAUAUGAUACUGAAAGUCAGUUAAUAUUUACAGCAUCACGUUUCGAAAAUGAUAUAACAUUUGGUUGUCAUGCAACAAAUAUUGUUAUAAAACGUAAUAAUGAGAAACCGAUACAUGCUGAAAUUCCAUUAGAAGUUUUAUAUCCACCAGUAGUUGAAGUCUUAGAAGAUGAUAUUACUGUAAAUGAACAUAAAAAGACAACAUUAACAUGUGAAUUUAUAGCAAAUCCAGCAUCAUUAACUGGUGUUAGAUGGUACAAAAAUGGUGAACCAAUUAAAAUAAAUAAGAGUGGUCAUUAUGAAGGUGGUAGUCCAGAUCAUGUACCAUUAACAAUAUUAAAUGCACAUCGUGAUGAUCGAGGAAAUUAUACAUGUGAAUUAACAAAUUCAAUUGGUAGUGGAAAUUCUACAGUACAAAUUCAAUUAGACGUUCUUUAUGUUCCAUCAGUUGAAGUAAUUAUGUUACCAAAGGGUCCAGUUAAAGAGAAUGAUGAAGUUAAUGUAACAUUAUUAUGUAAUAUUACUGAUGCAAAUCCAUGGGCAUUAACAAAAGUUAGAUGGUUUGCUAAUUCAACACUUCUAAAAGAAUUACCAGAUUGUUCAAAUCAAAAUAAUAAUAGUGAGGAUUUGUGUAACAUUGAUCCUAGUAAAUUGCUUUUAGAAAGUGUUGGUCGAGGAUUUGCCUAUAAUUAUUCUUGUGAAGGUUUUAAUACCGCCGGCUGGGGUAAUCGAAGUCAAGAAGUAGAAUUAGUUGUUUUUCAUGAACCAGGACCAGCAAGACUAACAUAUUAUCCAUUAACAGUUGUUAAAAAACAAAGUGUAACAUUUUCAUGUACAGUUGACGUCCUAGGUGUACCGGAAGCAACACAAUAUCGAUGGUUCCGUGGUGGACAAGGACCACUUAUUGAUGUUUACAAAAAGGAUUGGACUAUAGAAUUAGUUGAUUUAGAUAGUCGUACAAAUUUCUCAUGUCUAGCAUAUAAUGAUGGUGGUAAAGGUGAACAGGCAACAGUAACAUUAGAUGUAAAAGCACCACCAUUUUUCAUUAAAAAUUUAUUACCAUAUACUGGUGUAUUAUUUUCAACAAAAAAUGCUUCAUUAACAUGUCGCGUUGAAUGUGUUCCACGUUGUAAAAUCAAUUGGUUUAAAGAUGGUGUCGGUAUAUAUGCCAACGAUACAAGUAAAUAUCAUAUAUAUGAAGAAUAUUUAAAAGAAAAUCCUGCUACAGGAGAUUUUGAAAGUGUUUUAUCUAUAUUGCAUUUCAAUAUGUCAGCAUGGCCAAAUCAACAAUUUGAUAUGCAUUAUGAUAAUGCAAAUUAUUCAUGUGUUGCCUCUGAAAAUGAAGUUGGAGCUGGAGUUCGUAGUGCUACAUAUUUUAGUAUAGAAUACCCACCAGAAAAUACAACUGUUUCGAAUGAAAUUGUGAAUGUGACUGAAAAUACAAUUCCAGCACGUGUUCUUUGUAAUUCAAAAGCGAAUCCAGAGCCAUCUUAUGAAUGGACAUUAGAAGAGAAAAGUUUAGCUCAAGGUAACGCUCUAAUAAUUAAUAAACCAAUGUUAAGAAAUGAAAGUGGUCAUUACAAAUGUAUUGCAUUUAAUAAACAUGGAUCAAGUGAAGCAACAACCUUUGUUAACGUUCAAUAUAAACCACAUUGUGAUAUCGAUAGAAAAAUGAUUGAUGAUCAAGAUACAUUAAUAUGUACAGCCUAUGGUAAUCCUGAUGAGUUUGGUUUCGUGUGGUCUAUUAAAACUGAAAAUGAUUCUGUUGAAGUUAGUUCUGGUUCAAUUGAUGGUGAUAAAGCCUUUUUAGUACUAAAUGAUGAUUUUACAAUUACGCGAACAUAUCGUUGUGUUGCUAACAAUACAAUUGGUGAAGGUCAUAUGUGUGAAAUUGAAGUUGCAGUGCGGCCUAAAAGACAAUUAGCAUGGUGGCAAAGAUGGGAUAGAACAACAUUAAUUAUUGUUAUAGCAGCAGUUAGUGCCAUAUUAUUAGCAGUUAUUAUAAUUUGUUGUAUAAUUAUUUGUAUAUGCAGAAGGCGAAGAAGGCAAGAUAAAUAUACACCAAAUCGAGAGUUUAUGAAGGCAGUUAUUAAACCAUCAAAAAAAACAACAGAAAAACUUAAGCAAGCAUAUAAAAUAUCAUCAUCUACAACACCAAUUAAAUCAACAGCAACAGCUAUAGAAAUUGAUGAAAUUAAACCGUUAGCUACAUCAUCACCUUGUAAAUCAAUAUCAACUAAAAUUUACGAAGAACAAAAUGAAUCAGAUUUACGUAAAGAAUCAUUAAUAUCAACAUCAUCAAUACCAUUAUCAUCACCAACAUCAAUAUCAAAUGUAUCAAAUGAUAUUCCACCAAAAUUACCUAAAAGAAAUAUACCACCAAGACCUCCACCACCAAAAACAACAGUAAAUCAAAUUUCAGCUGGAACAAAAAAUUCCAUUGCAAAUAAUUCACAUUUAGAUGCCAUCAAUAGUUCAAUAAAUUUAACAAAUGAAUUGUUGCCACGUUGUCGUUCAAAUAACAGUGCCACAAAUACAAAUUUUCAACGUAAGGGAAAAAAUAAUUUUGGAACUUCAACAAUAACAAGUCCAACAACAUCAUCAUCAAUAGCAACAAUUGCAUUAGUAAAUCAAUGUGAAUUAGCAAGUGAUGAAGAAUAUGAAGAUGAUACAAUAAGUAUAACAAAAUCACCAAUAGGUGGUGUCAUCAGCCGAAAAGGUAAUAAAAAUGAUCAACAAUCAACUAUAAAUAAUAAUGGUUGUUCUCAAAAUAACAAUAGUAAUACUAACAAUACAAUAGGCGGUUAUAAUUUACCAUCACCACGAAAUAUUGGUGGAAAUCUUUUUGAAAAAAUAUUUGGUGAAAUAUUUUCAAAGCGUAAUUUUAAUAAAAAUAAUAAUCAUAAUGAUGACUUAAAUAGCUUAAAUAGUGAACGUUCUGAAAAUAGAUUAUUACGUUAUUUUGGUAUGUCAAAAGUAUUUAAGAGGCAACGAUUACAGCGUAACGAUUCAUGUUCUUCAUCAAAUCCUUUUACUGUUGAACAUCGUUUAAAAGGUUUACGAUCCUCAGGAAGUGUAGUAACUUAUAAGAAAACGCCUGUAUUAGAACGUGCUGCACAAAAUCAACAAAUAAAUAAAUUUGAAUCUACAGAACAACCAAUUUCAAUUGAUGAUAAUUAUGCUUUAAUUGAAUUAAAUGAACAUGAUAGUUUAACUAGUCAAAGAAGUGGAAUGAAAUUACAUGAGAAAAUACACGACAAGUCGUCUACCUUGGCGGAUCCUUUAACGGAACCUGGAGAGUAUGAGAAUCUGCCGUUCCAUGGCCUUCAACAAGCUCCAAAUAAGUUUACUACGACUCCUAUAAAUUUUAAUAAUAAUACAAAUGUUGUACGUGUCGCACCUCGCCCAAAAUUAACCCAAACUAAUAAUCAUCAUCAGAAAAAUCUUGAUCAAUUUCAUCAAAUAUUUAAUCAACAACAAUUACAACAACAAAAUAUAACAACAAAUAAUCAAAAUAAUUACCAUCAAAAAUCUAUCCAAUUCCCUAAUCAAAAUCAACAUCAAUCCCAACAACAAUUACAUUAUCAAAUUCAACAACAAUAUUCACCAGCUGAUUGUUAUACAAAUUCAUUAAAAUUAAUUCAAAAUAAAACAAAAACGAAAAACUUAAAUUAUGGUUCAAGUACAUUAAAAUUAGAAAAACGUAAACCAAUUGUAGGCGGAACUAUUGAUAAUAAUUUACAAGAUAUUACAAGGGUAACAACAGAUCGUUUUCCAACAAGUUAUACAGAAUAUUUUCAACAACAAAAAUUUUCUGAUAUUAUUUCUUCUGAUAAUCAAAAUAAUUUAAUUGAUCGAACAACAUUAAAUCCAAAUUAUCCAUAUACUGUUGUUGAAAAUGGUAUUAUAACACCAACAUCAACAACAACACAAUUAGCACCACAAUCAUCAACAUCAUCAUCAUCAGUUUCAUCAUCUAGAAUAGUAUUUAAUAAUUCAAAUUCAACGAAUCCAUUUUUAGCAACAAAUUUUCGUAAAUUUCAAAUAAGUACCGGAACACGUCCAGGUUGUGGUACAAUUACCGCAAAUCAUCGUAAAAAACAUCACAGUAAUAAUUCUAGUAAUAAUUCUAUAAUCGGUUCAGGUGAAAAAAAAUUUUAUUCCUUAAAAGCAUUAAAAAAUAAAAAUAAUUUAAGUUUUUCAUCAAUAAAACCUUCAGCACUUUUAUCGAAUUCGAAUAAUAGUAAUAGUAAUAAUAAAUGUAAACGUCAUCAUUCAUUUGCUGGUGGUAGUUUUGCUGAUGUUAUAAAUGGUAUUGAUACAAAUAAUAGUAUUGAUAUAACAGCAAAUAAUUUACCAUAUACAAUGCAGCCAAAAAUAAAAUUUUAUGAACCACCAACAUAUGAAAAUUUAACUGAUUCAAUACAAAUACAUGAAUCACCAAGUGAAAAUUUAAUUCAACAACAAACAUCUGAUAUAAAUACACAAACACAUUUAAAACAACAACAACAACCACAACAACAAUUAAUUAAUACAUCUAAAACAAAAACAUCAAAUAAACAAAAUAAUCAAACAGUAACAACAGGAUCAUCAACAUCAUCAUCAUCAAAAUUAAGUAAUUCAAUUAAUUUAUCAACAUCAUCAACAACAUCAUCUGUUGUUGGUGGUAUUGGUAAUCAAUAUAAUAUUAUACAAAAGCAAAAUCAACAAAAACAUCAACAUCAUCAAACCCAACGCCAGAAAAUGAACGAUGAUAAUACAAAAAAACAUUUAAUGGAACCCGAACGUAUGAGCAUAUAUCGUAGUGAUUCUGGUAUAUCAAAUAGCUCAUAUGAAUGUGUUACACCAAUUGCACCACCACGCCAAUAUAAUUUAUUGGAUGAUGAUAUUAUUGAUACAACAAUAUGUAUUAAUAAUAAAAAUGAUAAUGAUGAUAAUGAUAUAGAUAAUGAUAUUAUAAAUAAUCAUCAUCAUUUUGGUGAUGCAAUUGAUAAAUGUAACCCGGAUGUUACAAAAACUAAUCGAAUCGAUAAAUUAUAUAAUAGUGCUAUUAAUUCAACAACAUCAACAACAUCAACAAAUUUAUCAUCAUAUAAUAAUUCAAUAAAUAAUCGUAAAUUAUUAGAAAAUGAUUUUGAUCGUUUACAUAAUGAUACAAAUAAUAGUACAUAUAAUAAUUCCUUAUUAAAUCCUGAAUUAUCCCAUCUCUACCUCAAUAAUCCCAAUAAAAGUCAAUACACAUCGAAUUCAACUAAUCAAAAAAAUUCAAUAGCUGAUACAAUAAAUGUAGUAAAUACUAAUAAUGAUUUUACAACUACUGCUUCUAAUAUAAUAAAUGCAACUAAUAAAACUAAUAAUAUUAUGCAUGAUGGUUUAUCAGUAAAGUGCCAAAAUAAAAAGAAUGACCAACAUGAACAACGACAACACAAUCAAAAGAAACCAAUAACAAUUACAACAUCAAAUACAUCAAUUAAUACUAUUGAUAAUAGUCGAUCAAAUAUAAUAAUUAAUAGCAGUAAUAAAAUUGGUAGUAAACGACGUACGAAUACAGCAUCACCCUUAGCGAAUUCAUCUUAUAAUGGUACAGCAAAUAUAGUUGGUCAUGAGCAGCGUAGCAUAAAUACUAACCCCUUUCUAGUAACAUCCCCAAGUACAACAUCCUCAUCAUCAUCAUCUGGUUGUAUCAGUAAUAAUAGCAUCAAUGAUAAAGGUAGCAGUAGCUUCUUUAGCAGUACAUCAAGUCAAAGUGAUGAAUUCAAGUCAUCUUCAACAAUAUCCCCUUCAUCAACAUCAUCUUUUGCAUCAACAGUACGUGAAGGUUUUACCUCUUCUUGUGAUGGAAUUCAAGCAUCUUCAUCAAUAACACCAAUAUCAUCAAUAAAUAAAUAUAAGAAAUUGAAAUCGUCUCAAAUCCAAUAUCAACCCAACGAAAGUUAUAUUGAAAGUAUAACAGAGAAAGAAAAUUCUGAUGCUGAAUCUUCAAUAAUAACAUCAAAAUCUCUAAAUGCAAAAUAUCAACUAAAAAAUAGAAUAAUUAAUAAUGAUUUUCAACAAAAAGAAAAAUCAUCAUCAUCAUUAUCAUUAUCAAUUAAGGAUAUUGUUACACAAAACGAAACCACUAGUAAUCGUUUACUAUCAAAUGACAUACUAAAUACAAAACAUGCAACACAAAUAAAUAAUAAAUUUUAUGAAAUGAUUAAAAAUCGUUAUCCCGGUUACAUAACUAAAUCAAUUAAACAAAUACCCUUACGUAAACAUCAUAGUUUUCAUUUCCAACAAUACUAUCCAAAUCCUAAUACAAUGCUAGGUCAAUUAAAACUGCAUCAAAUACAAAAAGAACAAGCAAAAGCUGCAGCUGUUGCAUUACAAACAUCAUCAUUUGAUUCGACAAUAUUAAGAGAUGCCAGUAAUAUUAAAAAUAUUUAUAAACAGGUUGGUGGACCAUUAAUUUAUCGACCAUUUUUAAAUGAAAAUACAGCAUUUAAACCGAUUUCACCAGUUAAUAGAACAAAAUUUUCAACAACAUUUCCAACCACCAAUUAUUUAAGUGACAGUGAAUCAAAUUGUUAUCGCUAUCAAUAUAAUAGUAAUGCUACAGAAACAGAAGAAGAAUCAUUAAAUUUCGAAAGAAUACAUAAUCGAUAUCCUAUAGUUAGUUUAAAACGUCAUGCAUCAAAUAUAGAAUCAUAUGAUAGUAAACGUUAUUCAACAUAUUAUGAAAAUUCUAGAGAAAAUUCACCAUGUACAGAAGAAAAGAUUAUAUCCGAACAAGCACAUAAUCAAAUGAAUUUUAUUGAAAAUAAAGAAAAUCACCAUUCUUUAUCUGAAUUAGAAGAUGAUGAUGAUAAUGAUAGAGAUGAUGAUGAAAUAUUUAUGCAACAUGAUGAUGAUGCUAAUUCAUCUGCAUCAAAUAGUACAAUUGUUGGGAAACGUUUAAUUUAUGUUGAUUUUGAUAUUGUUUCAACAACAAAAUCUGAUAAUAAUUGUUAUCAAUCAAAUCAACAUGAAAAUGAAAAUUAUAAAUCCAACGAAUUUAAUAAUGAAACCCCUAAUAAUGAAGAACAAUCAAUAAAUUCUAAUGAUAAUUAUUGUGAUAAUAAUCAACAAAAUAAUGUUGAUAACUGUGAAAAAAAUUAUUAUUUAAAAAAAAAUUCAAGUAAUGAUCAAGAAUUAUCAAAAAUCAAAUCAAAAUCUGAUGAUUUAUUUCAUAAAAAUUCUAUUCAAAAUAAAAAAUCAACAAUAAAAUUAAUAAAAUCAUCUUUAGAAAAUAAAGAUGAAACAGAUCAAGAAAAUAAAUUGAAAUCAAAUGAAAUUGAAAAAAUACAAAAAGAUGAAAUUAAUAAAGAAGUUGAUGAAGAAGUUGAAGAUAUUUGUGAAACAUCAAGUAUUACUGGCAUAAUAUUAGCAAAACCACCAACAAAACGUAAUACACAGUAUGCAACACUGAAAUAUAAUGAAGUCAAAAUAUAAGGCUGAAACAAUGGAAACAAAUUAGGAAAAAAAAUAAAUUUAUUCAUAUUGAAAAUAUUUUUUUUUUGUUUUUUGUUAAUAAAAUAUUAAAAAAUUUUAAUUUAACACUGAAAUGAAAUUGUAAACUCAAAUAAUAUUUUAUUAUACAAAGGACAUUAUGCGCUUGUUGUCGAGAUAUCACUGUUCCUCAUAUUAGAAAAUUUUAAUCAAAAAUAAUUGUUUAGAUACAUUUUUAUUUAAGUAUCCAUCUCUAAUGUCAGAUUUGAUUUUCAAUUCUUUUUAAUUCGCUAAACCAAAUUUUUAUUUCAAUACCUAACCGGAAUUAUUUAUUAAACACGAACGCUUCCGAAGUCAUUUCCGAACUCUAUACAUUUUUGUCAUUAAUAUGACAGUUAACGAUUUGAAUUAUAAUCUUUGGCGUUUAGUUAAGAAAUUAUUCAAUUUUUAUAUGAUAAAUUUUCAUGUUCAAUUAAAUUAUAUAAAAGUUGUGCCAACAAUAAUUAUUUUUGAUUAAUAAAAAUUUUUAAGCCAACAGGAAAAUAAUAGAUUUGGCGGCAGACGCGUAUGCCUUUUAUAAUAUUAUAUAAAAAACAUUAUUGUAUAUAUAUUUACAACAGAAUAUAUUAUGUAUAUACGAUAUGUAUAUAAUACAGUAGAAUCAAAACAUUUAUAACAAUAGAAUUAAAUUUAAUUUUUUUUUUUUUAAUGAUUUAUUUAUUAAUUUCAAUUAAUUAAUUUUAUAUUAUAAGAAAAAUAUUCACUAUUUCUAUGUACAUAUUUGUAUUAUAAUUAUUUUGUAUAUAUUCUAUAAUAAAUUAAUAAAGUGUAAACCUUUA
Molecule: messenger RNA, 9615 nt
Organism: Condylostylus longicornis
Lineage: Eukaryota; Metazoa; Arthropoda; Insecta; Diptera; Dolichopodidae
Product: hemicentin-2
Exons: 26
Coding region: 374-8779 (2801 amino acids)
Biological process (GO): cell-cell adhesion
Cellular component (GO): cell-cell junction
Molecular function (GO): cell adhesion molecule binding
Source: RefSeq, a predicted model, not a curated record